AUGGCAGACGCAGCAGUGUCCCGGUGUGAUGGCAAAUGGCCUGAGUGCAGUCGCUGCAAGGGCUACGGGUAUGAUUGUGUCUAUGCAGCUGGGGGUCGAGCCAAGAGGCGCCAGGAAGCCUCUACCGAUGAUGGCUCCCUGGACAGUGCUGUUCAAGGACAUGGAGAUUUGCGUGAAGCGAUAAGGCAGUACGAGUCAUUAUUGGACAUGGUAGUGUCGAAGCUGCCUACACCACAACAUCAGGAAGAUGCAUCUUCAGUGUUAACUUGUAUGAAAGCCGCGGACAGAGCCUUGUCCAACAUCGACGCAACUACUCUGACGACAAGGCUAACAACAGCCUUGACUGGCUCUGAUACUCUCUCCUUCCGUCCGCAGGUCAGCCAGGCGGAGAGAUAUCUUGGUACAGUGAGCGACGUGUGCUUCUUCAACCUGGUCAAACGGGUGCUGCAGGCCCAGCCUGGUGAUUCUGAUUCUGACCAACGAGUUGACAGCUACGAGCAAGUCGAUGACAUUGCAUCUCCGAGUGUGAAUGUCAUGCCUGGGAGAGUAGUCGAGCUGCCGAGUCGCGAGGCGGCGAAGGUGUUUGCUGAUGUGUACUUUUCUACUGUGCAUCUUGCUUUUCCGUUUAUUCCGCAGUCGCUGUUUAUGAGGUCGCUUGAUCAAGCGCUGGAUUCAUCGGAUGACUGCUCUCUGGAUAAUACCAGACUGGCACUGAUAUACGUCAUUUGUGCCAUUGGAGCUUACUAUACCAGCAUACCGGGAGAGCAAAUUGGAGCAAACAAGUGUCAUGAAGUUUACUUUCUUCAAGCACUGUCUCUAGCUCUACCCGCAGGGGCAGACCGGUCAAUCCAUCACGUCUCCCUGCUCCUAGCCCAAUGCUUCUACAUGUUGGCAGUCUGCCGAACAGACAGCUGUUGGGCAACGCUGGGACAAACCGUCCGUAUGGCCCAGAGUAUCGGAUUGCAUGUCGAGCAAAACGAUCCCCAAAGGCUCAAAGGGUCAGGGCGUUUACUUGUAGAGCGACGGCGGCGGAUCUGGUACUGCAUAUAUGUUCUGGAUCGCUUGAUCUCUCUGCAGCUUGGUCGACCCCCAGCGAUCCAUGAAGACUACUGCCAUGUUCCGCUGCCUUCUCGACUUGGAGAUUCUGACAUUGACUGGGAUGGCGAUGAGUUUCCGACGAUGUUUGAAGGGCCUUCUGUUGGUGACUACCAUCUAGAAGUCAUCUCCUUCUCUAAGAUCGUCAGCCAGGUUCUACGAGAUCUGUAUAGCCCGAGAGCUGGCCAGAACUUGACUAGUGAUCUGUUCAAUACCAAGGAACUCGACCUCAAGCUUGUACAAUGGAAGCUAUCACUGCCUAGAACAUUGCGAUUCGACUUGGGACAUGCUUUUGACAAGUCCUUCAUCUUCAAACGCCAGCGAAGCAUGUUGGCUAUCAAAUAUCACCAUCUACGAGCUCUCAUUCACAGACCAUAUCUCUGCUACCCGAUAAUGCGCAAUCUCGAUGACGAGACAGACAUUGCACUCAGCCAGCCAAACUGGGCCCUCGUAAGCAUGUAUGAAAAGGUAUGCAUCGCCGAGGCACGCGAGACAGCACGUCUACUGCACUGCAUCUCGUGUGAGAAGGAUCUGGUGCAGGAAUUCCCUUGGUGGCAGAUGAUUUCGUGUUUGAUCUGCGCAGGGUCUAUCUUGGUGGUCUCAAGCAUUUUUAGUCAGCAGACGGGUGAUGCAUUGGAUGGUUUCGACGCUGCUGGUAUUUCUGAUGAUGCGGAGACUUGUCUGAGGGUGUUUGAAGCUUUGAGUGUCAACUCGAAGGGUGCGAGGAUUGCGAGAGAUAUGAUGGAGGGGCUGAAAGAGUGCGGGCUGAGAUGGAGAGACGCGACGCUGACAUCGGAGCCAGCAUACGCGACACUUCCACCUCAUACAGCCUUGACAACUAGAGGUCACAUUCCAAGUCUAGAUGGACAGGACGCGUCGUUGUCGGAAUUUUCUUACACCACACCAAGCGCCUGGCCAGCGGAGAUUGUCGAUUCCAUGGCGUGGUCGGUCCAGUUCUUUGGCGCCGUUCAGUCUGGGGAAUAA
Fusarium subglutinans is the source of this 2079-nucleotide messenger RNA. Its product is annotated as transcriptional activator acu-15. The record is from RefSeq and is a predicted model, not a curated record. The coding region runs from base 1 to 2079 and encodes 692 amino acids. Gene Ontology annotation, biological process: regulation of DNA-templated transcription; DNA-templated transcription. NCBI's taxonomy places the organism in Eukaryota, Fungi, Ascomycota, Sordariomycetes, Hypocreales, Nectriaceae. The transcript has 6 exons. Gene Ontology annotation, molecular function: zinc ion binding; DNA binding; DNA-binding transcription factor activity, RNA polymerase II-specific.